UCCUCUUGCCGCAGCCUUAUAUCGAUGGCGGACUCGUCGCCGCCGCUGUGCUGUGCAGCCGACAGCCCGCUCACUCUUGCUGAUGAUGCCCUCGUACGAAUGUUCGGAUCUAUUGCUUCUGCGACUCCUCUACGCCACGGCGCUUGGAAUACCUAUGCUACAUACGCUGCGCGAAAGUGUGGAAUCGCACCGCAGAACUGGAGAAGCGAAUGAUGGAGGAUGGGAUGGUGCAUACAGUCGAGAUAGACAGGCCUCAUAUCUGGCGUCUGUGCGAUGUGCAUAGCGCGACAUUCCAUGCAUCCUCGCACCGACAAGCACCACACUCAUCCCUCCACCACCACCACCACCACCACCACAGAAACAGAAACAGAAACAGCUUCUCCAUCUCAGCCUCGGCAGCAUGCUUUCCCUUCCUUUCUGGACCCCCUCCGUUCGCGCUCUGGCUCAUGAUCGGAAUUCCAGAGUACUACUAUCAUAGUACAUACGAUGGAGUCGGCCCACCGUAUGCUCACCCGAGUGCUCCUCCUUCCGCAAGUUUCAAUACUCGUCACGCUCUCAACCAUAUCCCUAUCCAUGGUCCUUCCGGAGCAAAUGUUCUUCCGGGCUUAACCAGAGUACCACUGCUUCCGGCAACCGAUCAGGGGAUCAAGGGAUCAAAGGAAGAAGCGAUUCGAGUCUCGGGAACUUUCUUCCGCCGCCGUCUUCUGGUAUUAACCCAAGCCAUGUGUACAUAUCUCGCUGCCCUCGGCUUAAUACGAGUAAUGCGAGCAACACAGGCGUUAGAACUUACAUGGUAGGGAGCAAGUAACGGCUCCGACAAUGGCGACGGUGACGGUGACGACCGCAACGCUCUCAUGGGUACUGGGAAUACACACCGGCGCCGGAAAGGCCGAAAACGAUUACGGUACAUCUGUGUCCUCCAACCAACAGAUCGGGAACCACGGCUCAGCGUUGUGGAAGGUGUGGGAUCCUCCUUCCCGGAUUUACGAAUC
Tricharina praecox is the source of this 992-nucleotide messenger RNA. RefSeq lists its product as uncharacterized. Lineage: Eukaryota; Fungi; Ascomycota; Pezizomycetes; Pezizales; Pyronemataceae. The transcript is spliced from 2 exons. The record is from RefSeq and is a predicted model, not a curated record. The coding region runs from base 210 to 797 and encodes 195 amino acids.